AUGGCUCAAAAUGUUUCCAGAGCAACAAUCAGUGAAUUUGUUAUUACAGGAUUUGACAAUUUUGAAAAAAAAAUCAUUCUCGGAAUCAUUAUACUCUCUGUAUACAUUUUUGUAAUGCUUGGGAACCUGACAAACAUAUUCCUUAUUGUCAUGGAUAAACGUUUACACCAGCCAAUGUACCUUUUUAUUUGCAAUUUAGCAAUUGUAGACAUGCUCUACUGUACAUGCUCGUGUCCAACAAUGAUAGGAAACCUUUUAGUUGGCUUUAAAACCAUAUCUUUUGUACCAUGCAUUAUUCAGAUGUUUGUGUUCGGUUUAGGGUUUGUUAUGGAGGUGUUUACUAUUUCUGUUAUGGCUUUUGACCGAUUACUUGCCAUAAUCAAGCCACUGCACUACCAUUCAAUUUUGACAAAUGUUCGUUCCGUUAUUCUCACCUUCCUGCUAUGGAUUUUGGGUUCUGCUACAAUUGCUGUUGUUCCUGGAACAGCUCUUUCACUACCAUUCUGUUACACAACACUGAAAUUCAUAUUUUGUGACUAUGGAUCUGUUGUCAGAGCCACUUGUGUAGAUCCUAACCCAUAUUUUGAUUUAAUGGCAGUUUUAACUUUCUUUUUGCUGUUUGGAACAUUCAGUUUUAUAUGUGGGUCUUACAUAAUGAUAGUUAUAGUUGUUGUCAAUAUGACCUCCAAGGGUAGCAAGAAACAAGUGUUUAACACAUGCUUUAGUCAUUUGAUUGUUGUUGUGUGCUAUUAUGGCCCUACUUUUAUUAUAACCAUUUUAACUCGGACAGGUAUAUUUCUUACAAUAGAGGAGCGGCAGGGAUUCAGAAUUGCCACAAUUCUUGGUCCAUCCUUAAUAAAUCCUUUCAUUUAUUCUUUUAGAACCAAAGAAAUCAGAAACACAAUGUUGAGAAUUGUGUCUAGAGUGUGUAGACCUCCCAAAAAAAUAUUGUGGGGGUAA
Molecule: messenger RNA, 960 nt
Organism: Clarias gariepinus (North African catfish)
Lineage: Eukaryota; Metazoa; Chordata; Actinopteri; Siluriformes; Clariidae
Product: olfactory receptor 8I2-like
Exons: 1
Coding region: 1-960 (319 amino acids)
Biological process (GO): G protein-coupled receptor signaling pathway
Cellular component (GO): membrane
Molecular function (GO): G protein-coupled receptor activity; olfactory receptor activity
Source: RefSeq, a predicted model, not a curated record